Molecule: messenger RNA, 887 nt
Organism: Arabidopsis arenosa
Lineage: Eukaryota; Viridiplantae; Streptophyta; Magnoliopsida; Brassicales; Brassicaceae
Source: the annotation of a GenBank genome assembly
AGACCCAACGAAACCCAUUAAUCGAAAUCUCGAAAUCCGUUGAAAGUUUGUUCCUUUUUGGUCAGAGAUGGAGGCUUUACCGGAGGAUGAAGAGUACAGUUUCAGGGAAGUGGUAUUGCCGUCGUUGAUUCCGGUAGUGCAGGAACCUGAACUUGAGAGAGAGAGCGGAGAGAGAAGAAGAGGAAGAGAUGUAAUCGUAGCCGUUGAUCAUGGUCCCAAUAGCAAACACGCCUUUGAUUGGGCUCUCGUUCACUUCUGUCGUCUCGCCGAUACUCUUCACCUUGUCCACGCCGUCUCAAGUGUUAAGAACGAUGUUGUGUAUGAGACAAGCCAAGCGCUCAUGGAGAAACUAGCUAUUGAGGCGUAUCAAGUUGCCAUGGUAAAGAGUGUGGCUCGUGUUGUUGAAGGCGAUGCUGGUAAAGUAAUCUGCAAGGAAGCAGAGAAAGUGAAGCCUGCUGCUGUAAUUUUGGGCACACGAGGCAGGAGCUUAGUAAGAAGCGUGCUACAGGGGAGCGUAAGCGAGUAUUGUUUCCACAAUUGCAAAUCCGCUCCCGUCAUAAUCGUUCCUGGAAAAGAAGCUGGAGACGAGUCGAUUGUGGACUGGGCACGUUCAGAAGAUCCAAAACCCUGAAGAAAAGUUCAACUAUUUCCACGAAGACUGUUUUGUUUUUCAUCUUUAUUUCGCUAUUGUUGCAGUCUUUGUUUCUGUAUGUUCCUAAAAAAAACUUGAUUGCUUCUUCUUCGUCUCUUUGUGUGUGUAUGUGUUUUGAUUUGGGUUUUGUAGUUUCAAAUUUCUGUAUAAAACCUUUGCUCAAGAUCAGGAAUGAAAUUAUUGUAUGCAAUGGUGUGUUGUGCUUCAGACUUUUCAGUAAACAAAUCUAUAGCAG